CGCACGGAAUGUGCCCUCCCAUUCCAAUCUGAUAGGGUCACUGCCGCCUCACACUCUCCGUAUGAAGAACAAACGACAUGAUUGGAUAAAUAGUCACAGGGGCGGGACGGUGAGUUUGGGACUGAGGAUAACUUUAUCUACCCGCACACUAAAGAGAUUAGUCGGGUUUAGUUAGUAUGGGGCCGCUGGGACUGGCGGGUAUCUGAUUAACCCUGGGAUAUACAGUAGAUUGAUACAGUGUGGGUGAGGGGAGCUGGGAGAUAUCUGUGCGGUACAUAGAUAUGUAGGGAAUUGUCUCCCAUCCCUUACUGAGCAGCUCUCACUCCCACCUCCCAAGCCCCCGGGACCAUUGGUUUGUAGCCGGAGCAGGGAACUCUGGGAACUUCCGCACAGGAGCCAAUGGGAAUGUGGGAGGAAGCGAGUGACCCAGUGAUGGGGAAGAAGGAUAAAAAUGAGGAGCGGAAGGAGAGAAUCCUGAAUCUCACACUGGAGAUUAUCUAUCUGCUGACUGGAGAGGGCUACGUCAUCCCUAAGAAGAAGAGCCCAACUGUGGGUUUGGGGGCCCUGCAUGCCCCUGGCUCCGUCAUACAGAAGGAAAAUGACAAGAAGAUCCUGGAACUCAUCUCCAACAUCAUCCAGCUGCUGACUGGAGAGGUUGCCAUAAGGUGUGAGGAGGUUUCCGUCUAUUUUUCCUUGGAGGAGUGGGAGUAUAUAAAGGAAAACAAGGCCCUUUACAGGGAAGGGAUAAAGGAGGAGGAGGAGCCCCAACAGCUCCGCCCACUUGACGGUGAAUAUGAAGAUAAGAGAGAGAUUCCAGCUGAUCUGGGAGGAACAUUUUGUUAUAUUAAUGAGCCAAGCAAGAUUGGGGCUGAAGGAGCAGAUAUUUGUGCCGACAAAAAUCUGACAAAUGCUGAAAUUUCUCCAGCGGAACAGCCCCCACCGGCCAAUGAGAUUAAAGAGGAGGCGGCUUCAUGUGAGGAAGCGGCUUCAUGGGAAGGGGAAAACCAAUCAGAUUGCAGCAUUAAUCCACUUACAGAACAGAUACAGGGAACAGACACACCUACUGCUAUCAUGGGGUGCAGUCUGAAUAACAGCUCGGCAGAGGAUGAUACAUUGGUUGUUAUUAAAGAGGAAGAAUCUUCAUGCGAAGGGGAAAACCAUGUAUCAAAUGGGAUUAAAGAGGAAGCGGCUUCAUGGGAAGGGGAAAACCAAUCAGAUUGCAGCAUUAAUCCACUUACAGAACAGAUACAGGGAACAGACACACCUACUCCCAACACAAAGACGUGUAAGUGUUCUGAGUUACAUAAACAUUGUAAAACUAAGGCCGAUUUUCUCAAGCACCAGAAAACUCACACAGGGGUAAAACCAUUUGUCUGUUCUGUGUGUGAGAAACGUUUUUUGUGGGAAACAGACUAUAUUGUACAUAAGAGAAGUCACACAGGAGAGAAACUGUUCUCCUGUUCUGAAUGUGGAAAAAGGUUUCGCCAACGUCUACAUCUUAUUGAGCAUCACAGAACCCACACAGGAGAGAAACCCUAUUCCUGUUCUGACUGUGGGAAAAGUUUUUCACGCAGUUCAGACUUCAACAGACACUGCAGAAUUCACAGACUAGAGAAAUUAUGUAUUUGCUCCCAAUGUAACAAACAGUUCUCGUCUCACUCAGAGCUUAUUGUGCAUCAAAGUAGUCACGUGGGAAAGGGACCAUAUUCUUGUUCUGAAUGUGAGAAACGUUUUAACUGUCCCUCAAAACUUACAAUACAUCAGAGAAGCCAUACCGGAGAGAGGCCUUAUUCAUGUUCUGAAUGUGGGAAGGGCUUUAAAGAUCGUAUGACUCUCCGAGCCCAUCUAAGAAGUCACACAGGGGAGAAACCAUUCACUUGUUCUCAGUGUGAGAAAUGUUAUGCUCGUCGCUCAGAUCUUAACAAACACCUGGCCUUUCACAAAGGAGAAAAACCAUUCACUUGUUCUCAAUGUGAAAAAUGUUUCACUCAUCGCUCAGAUCUUAACAGACACCUGAAAUCUCAUAAUGAAGAAAAACCAUUUUCUUGUUCUCAGUGUGGGAAAUGUUUCACUCAUCGCUCGGAUCUUAACAGACACCUGAAAUCUCAUAGAGAAAGACCAUUUUCUUGCUCUCAAUGUCUGAAAAAUUUCAGUUCUUCUUCACAGCUUACUGCACAUCUCAGGGUUCACUCAGGAGAGAGUCCUUACUCUUGUACUGAGUGUGGGAAAGGUUUUAAACAUCCCUCAUACCUUGUUGCACACCAACGAAUUCACACAGGGGAGAAACCAUUUGUUUGCAAUGAAUGUGGGGAAUGUUUUUUGUAUCGUUAUCAGCUCGGUGCACAUUAUCUGUUACACGCAGGGAAGAAACCAUUGCCUGACAUUAACUGUACUGAUACACAGUGAGUAACAUACGAUUAUGACACUAUCAAAUUAUGAUUCCUUUUGGUUAAUGUAUUCUUAAUCUUCAAUAAAUAUUUAAUCUGCAAAGGUAAAACUACACGGAAUAUUCUGUAUAAGGGGUUGGAUGGACAGAUUGCAUCCUGCACGUCAGAGGGAGUUGCACAACUCAAAAAAUAAGUGUCGGCUACAGAAAACAUUAUUCUGGGUGACUGUCGGAAAACUGCAACCCAUGUGUUUAUCCAACACAAUAAGAUCUGAUGCAGUCUGAAUUUUCCCUCGUCACACAAACAACCACUAAUUUUUCCCAUCUUGAAAACACCUUCCCUUAAUCCCAGCUCCCUCACCAGCUAUUGUCUGGUUUCCCUUCCCCCGUUUGCAUUCAAACUGUUAGAAAAUCUUGUCUACAACUGCCUGGUCCACCAUCUCACUCACAGCUCUUUCCCGACACCCUGCAAUCUGGAUUCCCCCCCCACCAACACAAUCAACAGGAACUGCUCCCACCAAAGUAACCAAUGAUUUUUUCCUGGCUAAGUCUAAAGGUGAUUAUUUCAUACUAAUGCUCUGCAGCCUUUGACACAGUUGACCACCCAGUCCUCCCACACAUUCUGUACUCAGUUGUUAUUCAUGACACUGCUCUAUAUUAGUUUAAAUCUUAUCUUUCUGACCAUUUCUUAAAGUUGCUUUCUCUAACUCUACCUCUACCUCUUUGCCUAUCUCUGUUCCCCAGGGCUUUGCCUUAGGCCCCUGGUCUCACUCUAUACAACCUCUCUAGUGAAACGUAUUCAUUCAUUUGGAUUUCAGUACCACCUGUAUGCCAAUGAGAGCAAACUCUACCUGUCUCCUCCGCACCUCUCUCCUCCCGUCCUUUCCCAAGUUACAGACUGUCUAUCUGGUCUUUCCUCCUGGGUGUCACAGCACCAUCUUUCAAGCAACCACUCGUGCACACUGCCUAGGAAUUAUCUUGGACUCCCACCUGUCUGUUACACCACACAGCCAAUCACUUGCCAACUUAAGUCAUACUCAACUGUGCAACACUGCCCCAAUAGGCCCUUACCUCUGUUUAGACACAACUAAACCACUCAUCCAGUCUCUUAUUUCCCUUUCUUAUUACCUUUCACAACUAGUCCACAAACUGGUUAAAAUGCUGCUGCCAGACUCAUUCAUCAAUCUCACCAUUCUAAAUCAGCAGCUCCCCCGUGCAUAUCCACUCACUGGCUCCCAAUCUCCUC
Molecule: messenger RNA, 3632 nt
Organism: Xenopus tropicalis (tropical clawed frog)
Lineage: Eukaryota; Metazoa; Chordata; Amphibia; Anura; Pipidae
Gene: znf432
Product: zinc finger protein 432
Exons: 6
Coding region: 400-2406 (668 amino acids)
Biological process (GO): regulation of DNA-templated transcription
Cellular component (GO): nucleus
Source: RefSeq, a predicted model, not a curated record